GAAACAAUUUGCGCAAUAUGUAUUUUGUAAACAAACGUGUUUGACAUUUAAAAACUUCUUCUAAAAAAUUGCCUUUAAAGCCAGAAAGGAAAACAAAGAAUUGUCAUUACAUGAAUUUGCAAGAAUGCCUCUGGUAAAAUAUUCCAUCAAAAUAUUGUGUUACAUGCGAAAUUUUAGCAGUUUAUUUCUACUUGACUGCUAUUAAUGAAUGUGACGUAAAAUGGGGCCAUAUGACAUGAUCAUUCAUAACCAUAAUAUUUCCAUUUUUUUAUCCGAUAUAGUUGAAAACUUCUUCAGGUAAAUUUAUUGGCCUCAGCUGCAUUCGCUAAUAGCGAUGUUUCGAAAUUUGUGCAAAAAUUCGUUCCGAAAUAUGCGUCGAAAAACAGUGCAAGUUUUGUUGACAAGGCAAAACAGCACGGUCACGGAGAUUACAACUCCAAAGUCCAAAAAAUUUUACGGAUAUUUGACAACAAUUGCGUUAGGUUGUUGUUCAUGCUAUAUUGUGUAUAAUAACAAAAUAUGGACACGUGAAGGAAGGCGUAUCUUUCUCGUUAAAUUGGGAGGAAUAAAGAGAUUCUUGAGAACAUUUAAAAUUGGUUUGACAUUAUCUCUUGAUUAUUGGUGGACAUUAAGGGGCUUAGAAAAGAAUAGUAAAACCUAUAAUGAUUUGAUUCGACAAUGUCACUUGAGGUCAGCACAGGCUAUGGUAUCUGGAUCAUUAUUAAAUGGAGGAUUAUAUAUCAAGUUAUGUCAAGGUCUUGCAGCAAUGAAUCAUAUAUUGCCUGAGGAAUACACCAAGACAUUGAUUGUUUUGCAAGAUCAGGCAUUGACAAGAAAAGCUGGAGAGGUAGAUGAAUUGUUUGUAGAGGAUUUUGGGAAGCCUCCCUGGGAAAUUUUCAGUUCAUUUCAUUAUGAACCCAUAGCUGCAGCAAGUUUGGCGCAAGUUCACAGAGCUGUUACAUAUGAUGGAGAAGAGGUUGCUGUUAAGGUGCAGUAUAUUGAUUUACGAGAUCGUUAUAGAGGUGACAUGUGGACUAUAAUGUGGCUGUUAAAAUUAAUUGGUGUUAUGCAUCCGUCUUUUGAGUUCUCCUGGGCUAUUCAGGAGUUGAAAGAGAAAUUGGUGGAAGAGCUAGACUUUGAACUUGAAGGUGAAAAUGGAGAGAGAUGUUAUCGCGAAUUGAAGCAUCUUAAUUUUGUUGCAGUUCCAAGAAUAAACUGGGAUUUGACAAGCAAGAGAGUUUUAACAGCAGAGUAUAUCAAUGGAUGUCGUGUUGAUGACGUUGAGAAAAUUAAGAAGAUGGGAUUGGAUGUAGAUGAUGUUGCUUGGAAACUUGUGAGGACAUUUGGAGAACAAAUAUUUGGUUCUGGAUUUAUUCAUGGUGACCCACACUCAUCUAACAUAUUUGUCCGUCCAGGAUCUGACGGUAAAGCUGAAUUAGUUAUUCUUGAUCAUGGGCUGUAUCAACCUUUGGAAACCAGGGACAGACUUAAUUUGUGUAAUCUUUGGAAGUACAUUGUAUUGAAUGACCAGGAGGCAAUUAAACAUUAUGCAAAAAAGCUGGGUGUUGAAGAUUAUAAAGUGUUGUGUGAAAUACUUCUUCAACGUCCAUUCAGAUGGGAUUCCUUGGGUUCACUUUUCUCAGUGCGUAUGAACAGUGAAGAAGUUCAGUACAUGACUGAGCAGGCACGGGAUGAAUUUGAUAGAAUCAUGACCGUUCUAAAACAAAUGCCAUCGUCACUUUGUAUUGUUAUCAGGAAUCUUAAUACGAUCAGAGCAAUCAAUCAAAACUUGGGAAAUCCUGUUGACCGCUUUGUCAUAAUGGCGCAUUCGGCCGUGUCAGGUGCGAGGUCUUUGCAAAGAAGACGAACUUGGUACACAAAUUGCAGAGCAACUAUGGCGUCCUGUUAUCUUGAAUUACGAAUAAGAUACAUGAGUUUCAGGGAAUGGUUUUUGACCAAAUGUCUAAGUCUUCUACAAUACAUGAAUCUUGUUCCUGAUGAGCUCCUGGAGUUACAAAAGAAAUACAGCGAUGCUUUGUAACACGAGGGUAUGUGAAGGAGAUUGAUGAGAUUAUCAGUUUUCACAAAUGACUUAUGGUUGUGAUUUGAUGAUCAGAGAGUUGUUAUAACCCGUGGAAGGUCUUCUUUCCACUCUCGUCAUGUCGGACAAAGUCGUGGGUUUGUAAUGAGAAGCGUGAACCUGGUCUGAGUGGUCUCAGCACCGCAGCUAACUCACAACAUGGUGGUUGGCAAUUGGAACAUCGACACGGGAAGAAUCUUUUUCGUUCAGUUACGGCAUUCCUAGGCCGUCGAACUGCCCCAUCAUAGAAAAUACUGCCAACGAGGAAACGACAAGUGUUUGGUCAAUUAUUGCGAUUUUUGAACGAAAUACAACAAGACUCAACCCAAUCACUAUUUUUAAAUAAUGUUUAAGAACAGUGCAUUUGAUUGAUCCCUGUCAGUAUUCAGUAUUUCU
Molecule: messenger RNA, 2476 nt
Organism: Dendronephthya gigantea
Lineage: Eukaryota; Metazoa; Cnidaria; Anthozoa; Malacalcyonacea; Nephtheidae
Exons: 15
Coding region: 335-2041 (568 amino acids)
Source: RefSeq, a predicted model, not a curated record